AGCAGUGUUUCCUGUUCCCUUGCUCUUUGGACUCACUCGCCAUUUUGACACAGUCGAGUAGACGGCGCGGUUAAAGUUGCAGCAAACCAUCGACCUAAACAUCAAGACCGAGGACGAUUAGCAGGAGAAAUUCAAGAUAAUAAUAUGAGUGGUUGUCGUGUCUUCAUCGGCCGUUUGAGCCCACACGCCAGAGAAAGAGAUGUGGAGAAGUUUUUCAAGGGAUAUGGACGGAUUAGGGAGAUCAACUUGAAGAAUGGAUUUGGCUUUGUGGAAUUUGAUGACCACAGAGAUGCAGAUGAUGCUGUGUACGAGUUGAAUGGCAAAGAGCUGUGCAGUGAAAGGGUCACUAUCGAGCACGCUCGCUCCAGAAGAGGAAGAGGUGGCGGCCCUGGAAUGGGACGCUUCAGCGGCAGCAGCAGUUAUCGUCCAUCUCGCAGCAGUGGAUCCAGGUACGGCCCUCCUGUGCGGACUGACCACAGACUCAUUGUAGAGAACUUGUCUUCACGGAUUAGCUGGCAGGACCUGAAAGACCUGAUGAGAAAAGCAGGUGAAGUUACCUUUGUGGACGCUCACAGACCCAACAAAAACGAAGGGGUGGUUGAGUUUGCAUCUCGCAGUGAUAUGAAGAACGCCAUCGCCAAGCUUGAUGGGACAGAACUGAACGGACGCAAGCUGAAGAUCUUUGAGGACAGCAGAAGUCACAGCAAGAGUCGCUCCCGUUCCCGUAGCUAUUCCCGCUCAAAGAGCCGUUCCCGCAGCCGCAACCGCUCCAGGAGCCGCUCCAGAUCCAUCAGCCGCACCCCGGAGAAGAAGACAUCAGGAGGGGGCAAGGCCCCAGGCAGAUCCCCCUCCAGGUCCAAAUCUCGCUCCAAGUCCCGCUCCAGGUCUCGCUCGCGUUCGCCCGCUCCCGCUCAGAACAAACAGUCUCGCUCCCGUUCGCGCUCUCGCUCUCGUUCCCGGUCCCGCUCGCGUUCCCGUUCCGCCUCCGCAGACAGCAAACACUGAGACCAAUAACACCUGUUCAGCCGUAUAAUAGACUGGUAGUUUUUUUUUUUUUUUUUUUUUUUUUUUUAAUGAAGGGGAGGGAAUUGCCUUUUACAUGGCCUCUUUUGAAAUAAGACCUUCAGUUAUUAAUGUGCCCACUUUGGUUUUGAUUUCCUCUUAGUUUUGUUAGUUUGGAUGUGCUUCCACAGGGAACAUUUUUUUGUUUUCCUGUCAUGAUCUCUACAUUUCCCUCUUUUAAAAUCCUUCACAUUUUGAUGAAAUACUGAGCAACAGAAAACACUUUGAUCGGUGAUGUCUUGCCAUGUUCUGAUUCCAUCCACUCCUCAGUGCUUUGCCCUUUACGACUCCCCUCCCACCCCCAGAAGUGUUGAUGAGUGAUGUUUAUGUUCGUAAUGCAAGCUCCCGGCAUUACCGUGAAACUGUGAUUCUGCUUCUGACGAGGCACUGUAACAGGCGCCUCUCCACGUGUUGCAUUCACUGCCCUGGUAUGUAUGUGAAACCUGAAAAUGCAAACAUCUCAGUUGGUGAUUUAUUUCAGCUUUCUUGUGUAAUGAUAUUGGAAUCUGGCACUACUUUUUUUUUUUUUUUUUUUUUUUUUUUCCUCAACACUGCUGUAUCAGGACCGCGUCUCGUGUUGGUGAUUAAUUUUCUUUGCUUUUAUCUCCAGCCUUGGCUUGUGUGGUGUCAUGGGUCUGAACACAAGUGUGUCUAUUUCAGCGGGAAGGAAUAAGAUCAUUGAUUUGAUACUAAUAAAACUCACUGCAUAUUGUCAUUUCUUUUUUUAGUAAUGUCCAGAAAGACCUUCUUUUUUUAUAAUAUAUAUAUAUUUUGUGAAUGUGGGUCGAGAGACUCUCAUACAUACGAUAAUAAAGUCUCUGCAGUUUAAUUGAAUAAAUCAGAAUUGUUUCCAUCGUGCAGUGAUUACAGGACAAAUGUAAACUCCAGGUACAAACACAAAUAAAACUUUUGAUUUAUA
Molecule: messenger RNA, 1981 nt
Organism: Lates calcarifer (barramundi perch)
Lineage: Eukaryota; Metazoa; Chordata; Actinopteri; Centropomidae
Gene: srsf5a
Product: serine and arginine rich splicing factor 5a
Exons: 8
Coding region: 145-1005 (286 amino acids)
Cellular component (GO): cytoplasm; nucleus; ribonucleoprotein complex
Molecular function (GO): mRNA binding
Source: RefSeq, a predicted model, not a curated record